Molecule: messenger RNA, 999 nt
Organism: Suillus fuscotomentosus
Lineage: Eukaryota; Fungi; Basidiomycota; Agaricomycetes; Boletales; Suillaceae
Exons: 1
Coding region: 5-811 (268 amino acids)
Source: RefSeq, a predicted model, not a curated record
GGAAAUGGUAACGGAAAUGGAGGUGGAGGUGGGGGCGGGGGUGGAGGAGGAGGGGGUAGUGGUGGCGAUCCCCAGAGCUCCCAGAGUAUGCUUUUUUAUUGUAUUUUUUUUUUGGCGCUAUGUCUUCAUUUGUGUUUCUUCAGCUCUUGACCCCGCGGUCAUCGCGACGGGCUUCGAAAACGACGGUCAAGGUCAACCUACGGCUGGCCAGGUCGCAUCACUCACCUCAUCGAAUAACUUCAUCAACUUCUGCUUGACGACCCCCAAUGCGCCGAUCACCAAUGGCCAGCAGAUCGCUGGUGGGUCAUGCAAUCCCGCACCUAUGGGUUCCAUCCCUUCCACGGCGAACAUGCCCUCCGCUAAAUUCACCAAUCCGAAGAACCUCGACGUCAUCCCGCCGAACCAGGCGUUCACCGUCUCUCUUGCCAUCCAAGGCAUGCAGACGGGGAGUUUCACCAAUGCCCAACAAAGCUACUUUUCCGCACCCCAGCAGUUAAACGCACAAGGGCAGAUCCAGGGGCACUCCCACAUUGUCAUCGAGCAGCUGGACUCACUUACGCAGACGACGCCAACAGACCCUACGAAGUUCUCGUUCUUCAAGGGACUGAACGAGCCAGCUAAUAACGGCAUCCUCACUGCGGACGUGACCAAUGGUCUUCCUGAAGGGACAUACAAGAUCUCGACGAUCAACAGUGCGGCAAACCACCAGCCAGUCUUGGUGCCUAUUGCACAGCAUGGAUCUCUUGAUGAUGCAGUCUACGUGCGUUCAUUCCCGCGACACAUGUUUGCCAUGCACUCAUCAUCCAUGUAGUUUACUGUCAGUAAUAAUGCUAACGCUAACGGUGCCGCGGCCGGUACUGGAAGUAGUUCUGCAGCGCCUUCGGCAGUUGCGAGUGUAACUGCAACAAGCUCUGCUGCUUCAUCCACUGACACCUCCGGCCAAGGUAAUGGAAGUGGGGGCAAUGGAGGAGGAGACGGAGGUAACGGAGGCAAUGGAGG